Messenger RNA from Daucus carota subsp. sativus, 1863 nucleotides. Its product is annotated as probable inactive receptor kinase At2g26730. The record is from RefSeq and is a predicted model, not a curated record. The transcript has 2 exons. Bases 258 to 1661 code for a protein of 467 amino acids. NCBI's taxonomy places the organism in Eukaryota, Viridiplantae, Streptophyta, Magnoliopsida, Apiales, Apiaceae. Gene Ontology annotation, molecular function: ATP binding; protein kinase activity. Gene Ontology annotation, biological process: protein phosphorylation.
GUGCCACUUUUUUGAUCCAUUUAGCUGGCUGUUUUUUUCUACAUGAUCUAUCUAUGAGAUAAUUGUAUCAUAACCCCCUAGGAUUCUCAGCACAACACACUCAUACAAUUCUCAAAUUUCGUCUCCUAGUUUUCCCCUUCAACAAUGACACUUUUAGCUGGAAUGGCAUAUUUAUUGAGAAUAUGCCAAUGCCUUCAAUUUAGAACUCAUGAUUUACUACUACCUUACCAUCCACAACGUUGACAUUGAGUUCAAUCAUGUCUAACUCGCAAAUUUUUAUACAUGUUCUUGCUAUUACCACUCUUCUUUAUGUAAACAUUAUUCAUGCUGCAGUUGCUUAUGAUGAAACGAAAGCUCCUUUGCCUCGCAAGACAAGAUUUAGUAAAAGAGUUGAGAGUACUGUUGUUCAUAUAACCACGAAUAAUGACUCUGCUGCAGAUAAAAGGAAAUUGAAGUACGCGUUUGCUUUGGCAGUUGUUGAUGUGAUAGGCCUAAUUGUGAUUGCGGUUUUGUUCUAUGUAUACUACAAAAAGAACAGGAGGCUUAAGGAAGACAUGAGGAGAUUGAAUUUGAAUCAAAAAAUUGAAGAUCAGAAGGAUGAGCAGAUGGUAGACAAAGGAAAGAGAGUGGCUGAUAGUGAGGAACAUCAAGAUAAAGAUAAAGUGCAGCUUACUUUUAUGGAAGGCGUUGCGAGUUUUGAACUUAAUGAUCUUUUGAAAGCUUCUGCUGAGGGGUUGGGGAAAGGGAAUUUCGGGAACUCCUAUAGAGCUACAUUUGAUGAUGGUAGAGCUGUUGUCGUAAAGCGACUAAGGGAUCUGAAGCCUUUGAGUGGUGAUGAGUUUGUGAAGCAAGUCAGGGGAAUUGCAGAGCUUGAUCACCCUAACUUGUUGCCACUUCUUGCUUACUACUAUUCUAAAAAUGAGAAGUUUUUGGUCUUCAAGUUUGCAGUCAAUGGGAAUUUGUACAAUCGCCUUCACGGAGGUAAAGGGACGAGGAAUCGGAUCCCAUUUCCAUGGAGCUCUAGGCUAGCAGUGGCUCGUGCUGUAGCUAAAAGUUUGGAGUAUUUGCACCUCAAUUAUCACAUCCCUGUGCCCCAUGCAAACUUAAAAUCAACCAACAUUCUGCUAGAUGAAAAUGAUACGGUACUCUUAUCAGACUACGGCUUAACCUCAAUUGUAGCGCCUCCAAUAGCUGUUCAACGCAUGGUCUCAUUCAAGUCACCCGAAUUCCAAAUGUCCAAAAGGGUGUCCAAGAAAUCCGACAUCUGGUGCUUCGGUGCCCUGCUUCUGGAGCUCCUGACAGGUAAAGUUUGCGUACAUUCUGCUCCACCAGAAGCCAAUGGCAUUGAUCUCUGCAGCUGGGUUCACCGCGCUGUCAGAGAAGAAUGGACAGCUGAAAUCUUUGACCCUGAAGUAUCUUCAAGAACAGGAGCCUACAAUGCAAUGGUGGGAGUGCUGCAGAUGGCCAUGAGAUGCUGUGACAAGUUGCCAGAAAAAAGGCCUAACAUAAGUGAGCUGGUGAGGGAGCUUGAGAAUGUCAAGUCUGUGAUCAUUGAUUCAGAAGAUGAUGAGGACUUAUCGAUGGAUCGAUCAUCGUACACCGAUGAAUCAUUGUCCGAAAAAUCGAUCAUAAUUGGAGAUGCCAGAAAAUUUGCUAACUGAUUCUUGGUUUGAGGCCAGCAGCCAAAAUCUGCCUUGGAAUUGGCUGUCCUGGAUAUUCUUCAUAAUGCUUCUUUGUUUCUAAUAAGUUGGCAUUUUCUUGUGCAAGUUUUUCAUUUUGUGUAGUCUAGUACUUUUUUUACUAGACAAAUAACAUAUCCCUUGUAUUUGUCCAAUACUACUGAUACUCCAUUUUUGUUUUUAA